CAGAUGCUGUGUGACAUGGACCAGGUGACAGCAAUACGGUUCAUCCUGCGGCAGCCCUCCCCAGUCUGGCUCCACUUCACCAUCGAGGAGCUGCAGAUUUUCCCCCCUGGACAGAAGAGCCCCCAGAAGGAUUUCCCCUCUUGGCUCUCCCAGCUGACCCCUCCGGAGCAGCCAGCCAGCCUGCAUGGGCUCCCUGACCCGGAGAAGGUGUCAACAGAGGUCCAGCAAAUGUGGGUGCUGACGGAGGUGAUCCGGGCUCGCCAGGCAGCUGCCCGCAUCGGGCGCUUCGACGUGGAUGGCUGCUAUGAUGUAAACCUGCUUUCCUACACGUGA
Molecule: messenger RNA, 333 nt
Organism: Nestor notabilis (Kea)
Lineage: Eukaryota; Metazoa; Chordata; Aves; Psittaciformes; Psittacidae
Gene: NICN1
Product: nicolin 1
Exons: 4
Cellular component (GO): nucleoplasm
Source: RefSeq, a predicted model, not a curated record